This is a messenger RNA of Symbiodinium necroappetens, 3507 nucleotides long. Lineage: Eukaryota; Dinophyceae; Suessiales; Symbiodiniaceae. The record is from the annotation of a GenBank genome assembly.
AUGAGAGCGCUUGCGGCUGCAGCUGUGGCACUGAUACCGCUCGGUGCCGCAAAGGAAGUCUUCACAGACAACCCGGUCUGCCUCCAGAACCACUGCAUCAACCCAGUGUUCCCAGGCCUCGAAGACCUUCAUCGACUGAGUAACUCCACGAAGUGGUACUGCACCACCAUGGAAGACACAGCACUCUCCAUCGGCUUCUGUAAGGGGGCGAUUGACUACGACAUCGCAGUACCGGAACCUCAGAGUGCCGAAGAGAAAAGUGUGGCAGCUUUGGUCCGAAAGCAGGAUCGUGCGGCCAACACCGCUUACUUUACUCACCUGGCUGGACUGGGCAAGGAUGCCUGGGACUAUCCUAACCCCAAGGAUGCGGACGACUGCAUCCAGUCCAUCUGGAAGAUGGUUUGCUAUACCUACUUCCCCCGUGCGAAGGCCGGUUGCAGCCGGGGCAGUGAGACGGAGUACAUCCGGCCCUGCAUGAGCUCCUGCCAAAACUACGUGAAGUCCUGCGCCGUGCAGUGCUGCGAUGAGUCGGUGCAGUGUGUGUUUCACCACGAGAAGCCGCUGACGAAAACCACGGUCCUCGCAACUUCCGGCUAUGCCCCCCAUGAUGGGCCCUCGGCCUUUUGCACUGGAGCUGCGCACCGCUCCGCUGGACCCGGCGUGGCCUUGCUCGCGGCAGUGCUUGGGGCUUUUGCGAUCGACGGGAAGUCGAGCCGCUUCUGCCUCCUUGCGCUCCUGGCACCACUUGCUCUGACACUUCAGGGUUGCAGCACCUGCGAGGUUCUGGGGCAGGCCAUGGGCCAGUUCGUGAACGCUCACACCGUGGGGAACUGGCGCCAGCAGGAUGACUACCUGGUGACCUAUCAGUUUGUGCCUCCUGGGGCCUCCUCGAGAGAAGCCGUCCUCAACUCCUGCUCUUUGCCUGGACUCUCUCCGACGCUGCAGUGCAGUGGACAUGGUGGCUGCCAUUCUUGGGAGAAGACUUCUGACAGCAACCCCACCCCAUUCUGCAAAUGUGAUUCCGAGUGGGCCGACCCGGAGUGCCGAACGAAGAGGAAGUCCCAGACCACCGCCUACUUCUUGGCCGUGUUCCUGGGAGUGAUCGGUGCAGAUCGCUUCUACCUCGGCCUGACCUACUCCGCGUGGCUCAAGCUGAUCACGCUCGGAGGUUUGAGCGUUUUCUGGAUCACGGAGAUUCUGAUCACUGGCUCCGCCCCUGUGAAUCUUCAGAAAGACCUCCGCAGCUGGUCCGGCAUUUGCAAGGUCUUGGUGUUCUUCGCCCUUUCGAGUUGGUAUGUCAUCGACAUCGUCCGCACCGGUUCCGCUCCGAUUGAGACAUCCGGCUUCAAGACGGCACCAGACUUCCCGCGCGAGGUUUUCGUGGCCUGCACGGUCAAGCCCUCACUUCCAUGUGUUUGUGGCGAUGUUUGCUGGAUUCUUGUGAGCGUCACGGCCAAGCGCCGCAACCUUUGGCUGAUGCAAGGAACUUCUGGGCCGAGCGUAGGAUCACAUGGGGAAGGCACCUCGGCUGGUGAGCGAAGUCAAAGUCCAUGUACGGCUCGCUCUGAGAUGCCACCGCGGCACGUGCAACGAAAAGCAGAUGACGAAAAGAUAACACCGGUGCUAAGCGGUGCUUCAAGUGCACCGGCAAGCUCGGGAGGGGCAUUGCUUGAUGCUGCCGGCAAGCUGCCAGGAAGACAGGUGUUGCUCGUAUACGGCUGGACCUUGUGCCUUGCCAGCCGCUCUUCUUUGCCCACCUCGCCGUAUUUGCAGCUGCUCUACAAGGCACCUGCAGCCUUCACCCUGAAACCUUCUCCUAUCGUAGGCGAGGUCGGCAUGUCUCAUUCGUCCGCUGUCUCUCUUCGAAGAUGGAAGACCCACUGCUUCUACAGAGCUGAGCUGAAUUGGCAGAAACUGGUGGCACCGCUGCAGACGGCAGAUCCAGAUGCCCCCGAUGAGGCUGUGGUGAAGACGGUUGGUGUCCUGGACGCCUAUGGCCUCCGCAAGGAUCACCUCACUGAGCACAUCACAGAACUCAGGCGCACUGAGCGUUUCAGGGUCGAGGGUCCCAGGGUCUUUUGUCUCUUGAACCAGACCAGCUUCUCAGAAGGUACUCCAGCGAAGCGAGCAGGUACCACACAUUUGCUGGUCCUUCGGGGUUGCCUUCUCAAGCAAGACUUGGUCUUCCAGUAUGACGAGGACUACCUGGGUGCGACGUCCAGAGACAUCACGCGCCACUUUCGCAAUGCAGACCCAGACUUGCAUCCGUUUGAACGUGCCCGAGAGUACCAGCGGGCUUUGAAGGCGGCAAAGUUGGAGAAGAUCUUUGCCAAGCCGUUUGUAAAGGCGCUUGAUGGGCACACGGACUCCGUCAAAUGCAUGGCGAUUGCACGGCGCAUGGCCGCGCCCUUGCUGAGCGGGAGUUGUGAUGGGGAGCUUCGACUUUGGGACAUGCAGUAUCUUCGCUGCGGGACCUCUGUCACCAAAGCCCAUGAGGGCUUCGUGCGUGGCGUCACCAUGAGUCCCGACGGACGAAAGGCAUUCUCCUGCGGCGAUGACAAGGCAGCCAAGAUGUGGAGCAUCAAGCCCAAAGCGUGCGUCAUCUCGGAGGAAGCAGAGGCGGUGUACAACAUGGCCUAUAUUCCAGGGGCUAUCGAUCACCAUUGGCAGCGGCCUAUGUUCGUCACGGUUGGAGACACGGUGGAUGUGUGGGACUACAAUCGGUCAACUCCACUGAGCUCCUUCGAGUGGGGUUGCGAGCGGGUCAUCACGGGCCGCUUCAAUCCUGCGGAGCCUUGUCUGCUGGCAUCCACGGCGGUGGACAGGUCGAUCGGCCUCUACGAUCUACGUGGGAAUGCCUCGAUCCGGAAGGUCAUUUUAAAGAAUCGGUCCAACGGUAUCUGCUGGAAUCCAAUGCGCCCGAUGAGCUUCACCGUGGCGAACGAAGAUUGUAGCUUGUACACCUUCGACAUGCGCAAGCUCUCAGCAGCAAUGUACAGACAUUGGGAUCAUGUCAUGGCCGUUCUGGAUGUGGACUACGCACCGAACGGCCAAGAGUUUGUGUCGGCCAGCUACGACAACACCGUCCGGCUCUGGAACUGCACGGCACAGAGAUCCAAGGAGGUCUAUCAUGGAAAGCGAAUGCAGCGAGUGCUUUGCUGCCACUUCACCCCAGACGGCAGAUUCGUUCUCUCUGGUUCGGAGGACACGAACAUCCGGGUCUGGAAGGCCAAAGCUGAUCAGAAGCUUGGCGUGUCAACGCCUCGAGAGAAGAGAGCAGAGGCAUACAGAGAAACUCUGAAGAAAAAGUUUGCACGGAUGCCGGAGAUCGCUCGCAUCAAGCGACACAGGCAUGUGCCCAAGAUGAUCAAGUCGAUGGGGAAUAAGCGGCGCAUCAUGAGGGAGGCGAAACAGCGCAAGGAGACAAAUCGCAAGAAGCAUUCGAAGCCGGGAAGUGUCGUUCACGAACCCAUGAAGAAGCGGCACAUCCUCAAGGAGCUUCAGUGA